AUGACGGGGAAGGUUCCCGUGUUCUCCCCCGGCUCCACAGUGAGCUCCGCUCUGCCCGGCUAUGUCGCUCUCUGCCUCGCUCUAGAGGUUCACAGGCUGGCAUCAGCACAGUUCACAGUGAUUGGACCUGACCGUCCAGUCACUGCCUCCCUAGGGGGUGAGGCCGUCCUGUCCUGCCACCUCUCCCCCAGGAUGAGCGCUGAGAACAUGGAGGUGAGAUGGUUCCAAUCCCAGUACUCUGCAGUGGUGCACCUGUACCGUGAUGGGCAGGAUCAGUACAGACAGCAGAUGCCGGAAUAUCAAGGAAGAACUGAGCUCUUGAGAGAUGACAUCACCGAUGGGAGAGUUUCCCUGAGAAUACGCGAUAUCCGACUCUUCGACGAGGGACAGUACACGUGCUUUUUUCAGUCCAGUGUCACUUACGAAGAAGCUUUAUUGGAACUGCAGGUGGCAGGUUUGGGCUCUGCUCCUGUCAUCUCUGUGGCGGGACAUCAGGACAGAGGGAUCCGGGUGGUGUGUCGAUCACCCGGAUGGUACCCACAGCCCGAGGCUCAGUGGAGAGAUCUCCAGGGGCAGCUCUUACCAUCAGUCUCUGAAAACAUAUCCCGAGAGGCCGAUGGCCUGUUUCAAGCAGAGAUUGCCAUUGUUCUAACAGAAGAGUCCAACCAGAAAGUGUCCUGCUGUAUCAAGAACCCCCGUCUCAACCAGGAGAGAGAGUCGACCAUUUACGUAGCAGAGCUGUUUUUCCCGAGAGUCAAUCCCUGGAUGGUGGCUCUGGCGGUGAUCCUGUCUCUCCAGGCUGUUCUCGUUGCCCUGGCCGGUUACUGCUUCUGGAGGCAACACAGAGAGAAAGGUGAAGUAACAAGAGGCAGGAAUUUGGUAACUGAAUUAGCUCAUGAUCGCUCGAACCAAGACAAACUCCAGGCUGAGCUCAAGUGGAGAAACGCCCAGGACUACGCAGUGGACGUGACUCUGGAUCCCAACACGGCUCAUCCCAACCUCGUCCUGUCUGAGGAUCAGAAAACUGUGACAUACGAUGAUAGACGACAGGAUCGACCUGAGAAUCCUGAGAGAUUUACUACUUAUCCCACUGCCCUGGGUGCAAACAGAUUCACAGGCGGGAAGUUUUACUGGGAGGUGGAGAUGGGAGACAAAACAAGUUGGACUGUGGGGGUUUGUAGGGAAUCUGUGAUCAGGACGGGGAAGGUCAGACUCACUCCUGGGAAUGGACACUGGGCUGUGUGGCUGAGGGAUGGGAAAUACGAGGCCUGCACCUCACCCCCCAGGACCCCUCUCCCUGUGAGUGCCAUGCCCAGCCGAGUGGGGAUUUUCCUGGACUAUGAGAGGGGCGAGGUCUCAUUUUACAAUGUGACUGACAGGUCCCAUCUCUUCACUUUCCCUGACACCUUCUCCGGGACGCUCCGUCCUUAUUUUUAUGUUGGUUACAAAGAGGAGGGUAAAAACACAGCUCCCCUGACAAUCUGCCCUGUCCCAGCUCAGGCCGGAGGGAAUCUCUGUCCCUGA
Messenger RNA from Emys orbicularis (European pond turtle), 1524 nucleotides. RefSeq names its product butyrophilin subfamily 1 member A1-like. Gene Ontology annotation, biological process: T cell receptor signaling pathway; regulation of cytokine production. The coding region runs from base 1 to 1524 and encodes 507 amino acids. Gene Ontology annotation, cellular component: external side of plasma membrane. The transcript is spliced from 8 exons. The record is from RefSeq and is a predicted model, not a curated record. NCBI's taxonomy places the organism in Eukaryota, Metazoa, Chordata, Testudines, Emydidae. Gene Ontology annotation, molecular function: signaling receptor binding.